AUGGCAUAUCGAUUGAACAACUUCUGCCCCAACUGGAACCCCAACCCCUUCGUGCGGAACACCGUGUGGGCCACCGUCGUCGGCACCACCUUCACCUGGCUGUGCGGCUGCGCAGUGAACCAGGGCACCAUGCAAAAGUUCCUCUCCCUACCUACGCGACCCAGCACCCACAAGGCCAUCAUCCUAUUCGCAGGAGGAAUCUGCCUUAUGAAAUUUCUCAGCAGUUACUCCGGCCUCAUAAUCUACGCCAACUAUUACAAUUGCGACCCACUCAAAACGCAGGCGAUCUCACGACCUGAUCAGUUACUUCCCUUUUUCGUAAUGGACACUACUGGCAACAUUCCUGGGUUACCGGGUCUGUUCAUUGCAGGAGUGUUUAGCGCUGCUCUAAGAGGGGGUCGAGGAUUAUAA
Messenger RNA from Gryllus bimaculatus (two-spotted cricket), 411 nucleotides. The record is from the annotation of a GenBank genome assembly. Lineage: Eukaryota; Metazoa; Arthropoda; Insecta; Orthoptera; Gryllidae.